GGCUGUGGGUCCAGAAUUAGAUGAGAGAGAAGAAGGCUGUGCGAUCCAGCCUCAGUAUAUGUCUGCGCCACAAGGAUGGGGAGCAUCCAGAACAAGAAAAAGGGAUCCGUUCAUUAGGAUGGAGGAGCGCUGGGAAGCCCAGUGGCAGGAGUUCCUGAGGACGCUCCACCCAGGAGGAGGAAACCCCGUGAGGAUGGCAGAGGCCUCUCCCUGGGAAGACCCCAAGGCCUUCCUGGCCUCCUUUGAGCAGGUGGCCACAGCCUGCCGCUGGCCCAGGGGAGAGUGGGCGGCCCGCCUCCUGCCGGCCCUGAGCGGAGGAGUGGAAGAGGCCUUCCGAGCCCUGGAAGCCGGAGACCAAGAGGACUAUGGGAAGGUCAAGGCGGCCAUCUUGCGAGGGGAAGCCCUGAGAACGGAGGCGCAGCGGCAGCAUUUUCGGCAGUUCUGUUGCCAGGAGGUGGGGGAUCCCCGGAGGAUCCACAGCCAACUGCAGGAGCUCUGCCGCCAGUGGCUGAGGCCGGAGAGGCGCACCAAGGAGCAGAUCCUGGAGCUGCUGAUCCUGGAGCAGUUCCUGGCCAGCCUCCCACCAGAGCUGCGCAGCUGGAUCCAAGCCCGAAGGCCGGACACGUGUUCCCAGGUGGUGGCCCUGGUGGAGGAUUUUCUGCAGAGCCAGCAAAAGGGGCCACCAAAGAAGUACGGUGACAUUUCGCCUGUGGAUGAAGGAUUGUUGGAGGCUGUGAAGAGAGAAGAUGUUGAAAUGGAGAUCAGCGUGCCAGAUAACAGAAGGGAAAAUCCGGUCAAGGUGGAGAGUUUUCAGGUUGGAGAAGAAGAGCCAGAGGAGACAGGCAGGACAGACCCCUUGAGGAGCCCCAUGAAUCUGCCACUAAAAUCUGAACUAGCAGAAGACAGUUGUCAGCUGAAAUGGAAGCCACCACGGGGGAAUGAGAAUACAGCCAACUUGCUUGAAGAGGUUCUUAGUGCAGGUGUUAUGGAAAAGACCACUGUGUCCAACCAGGAUGAAACCCCCUUGUUCUCCAAAUACGGUAGAAGGUACCGUUAUAGAGUAGAGGUUGAUAAGAUACGUUCCCCUGAGGAUUAUGAAGAAUGUCCUCAAAGGACGGAGGGAAGUGGCCAGUCUCCUUUCGCUCUUAAUAAGCAGGAAAAAACAGUAACUGAGAAAAAGGAGGAACUACCUGAAAGUAAAAUGGGGGAUAAUACGAACAGAGAUCAGAGCAGUCAUCCGGAAGAAAAAAAUGCUAAUUCUCCUGAGCCUGUGAAAACCUUUAGUAAUGCAAACUCUCUAAAGAGAUUUCAGAUAGGUAAAACUGAAGAGAGAUGGCAUGAAUGUUCUCAGUGUGGGAAGGGCUUCAACAAGGCAAAAUACUGGAAGCAGCAUCAGAAAAUUCACACCGGGGAGAAACCAUACAAAUGUUCUCAGUGUGGAAAGUGUUUCAAUCAGUCAGGAAAUCUGAAGACUCACCAAAGAAUUCACACCGGGGAGAGACCCUACAAAUGCUCCCAGUGUGGGAAAUGCUUCCGGGAGACAGGAAUUCUCAAGAGACACGAAAGAACUCAUACUGGGGAGAAACCGUAUGAAUGUGCUCUCUGUGGGAAGUGCUUCAGUCACACAAAUGUUUUGAAGAUCCAUCAGAGAAUUCAUACUGGGGAGACACCCUACAAAUGCUCUCAGUGUGGAAAAGGUUUCAGUCAGAUGGGAAAUCUGAAGAAGCAUCACAGAAUUCAUACUGGAGAGAAAAUGUAUAAAUGUUCUCAGUGUGGGAAAUGCUUCAGUCUGGCAGGAAUUCUGAAGCGGCAUCAGAGAAUUCAUACUGGAGAAAGGCCCUAUACAUGUUCCCAGUGUGGGAAAGGAUUUAACAGGACAGGGACUUUGAAGAAACAUCAGCGACUUCACACUGGAGAGAAACCUUACAAAUGUUCUCAUUGUGAGAAAGACUUCAACCAGAUGGGAAAUUUGAAGACACACCAGAGAAGUCAUACUGGAGAGAGAACCCACCAACGUUCUUAACGUGGACUUCAAUUUGACAGGAAUUCGGAGACAUCAAGGCAUUCGUGUUUUGGGGAGACCUUACAGAAUUUUUUCAUACAGGAAAUACGGGGUCAUUGUGAUGGUUUGAGGAAUGAUCAGUCAACUCGCAAACACUGUGACGUCCUACAAAUGUUUUCACUGUAGGAAAUACUGUAGGGAGAAGGUAGGUUUUGUGUGUUACCACAGAUAUAACUGAAUCCUGGUGGGAUGAGUCCUCAUAAUCAAAGGCUACAUUUUGUUGAAAAGGAACAGAAGCAAAGAUAAGGGAGAAGGGAUUGUUCUGUGUUGGAAGUAAUUGAAGGAAUGAAUAAAAACUUUACGAGGUUUGGUACCUGCCAUCAC
Messenger RNA from Candoia aspera, 2386 nucleotides. Its product is annotated as zinc finger protein 397-like. Gene Ontology annotation, molecular function: RNA polymerase II cis-regulatory region sequence-specific DNA binding; DNA-binding transcription factor activity, RNA polymerase II-specific. The transcript has 3 exons. NCBI's taxonomy places the organism in Eukaryota, Metazoa, Chordata, Lepidosauria, Squamata, Candoiidae. Gene Ontology annotation, biological process: regulation of transcription by RNA polymerase II. Bases 59 to 2023 code for a protein of 654 amino acids. The record is from RefSeq and is a predicted model, not a curated record.